AUUUCCCAGAAUGCACUGAGAUGCGUUGGGAGGGCUUAAAAAAGCCGCCGCCGCCAUCUUGGUGAAUGGUGCAGUUGCGGUCGGAGUAUUGUUUCCGCUACCAUGGAGGGCGAUGAUACUGGAAAUAGACUUCGUUUCCAACUAGAGCUGGAAUUUGUGCAAUGUCUGGCAAACCCUAAUUACCUCAAUUUUCUUGCCCAGAGAGGAUACUUCAAAGACAAAGCAUUUGUAAAUUAUUUAAAAUACUUGCUCUAUUGGAAGGAACCAGAGUAUGCCAAAUACCUAAAGUAUCCCCAAUGCCUGCAUAUGUUAGAACUGCUCCAAUAUGAACAUUUUCGUAAGGAACUGGUCAAUGCACAGUGUGCAAAAUUCAUUGAUGAGCAACAGAUACUCCACUGGCAACACUAUUCCCGCAAGCGGAUGCGCCUUCAGCAGGCCCUUGCAGAACAGCAGCAGCAGCAACAGCAGAACAGCACUUCUGUCAAGUGAGCCAUUAGACGCUACAAAAACUCCUUGCAAGGGCAGAAGGCAUCUGUGGAUUUAAUCUGCGACACUGUUAUCUGAAAUGUCAUGGUGUUAGUAAAACAUUGUGGAUGUUUCAACAGUUUCAGUUUGGAAUUUCCGAUUUGCCACAGACUAAACAAAUGAUUUCUUCAAGAUGUAAGAGAUUCUUCUCAUAUCCUUAUUUAAAGGUGUAGAUGUAUUUCCUGAUACUGUAUAGCAGAAGAGUAUUUUGGAACAUUUACUGUGAAGUAAAAGUGGCUAAACAUUUUUGUUGUAUGCUAAUUUGUGGGUGUUAGUAAAUGGGAUUCUGGCUCUCUCUUAAUCCAUAGAAAUUAGCUU
Notechis scutatus (mainland tiger snake) is the source of this 843-nucleotide messenger RNA. RefSeq names its product mediator complex subunit 31 (gene MED31). The record is from RefSeq and is a predicted model, not a curated record. Gene Ontology annotation, molecular function: transcription coregulator activity. Gene Ontology annotation, biological process: regulation of DNA-templated transcription. Gene Ontology annotation, cellular component: mediator complex. NCBI's taxonomy places the organism in Eukaryota, Metazoa, Chordata, Lepidosauria, Squamata, Elapidae.